AUGGGCAACAAUGAAGGAAUAAAGCCUUCUACAACCGAAGAACAGGUCACUGCAGCUGUAGAAGAGGAUGAUAAGGAGCCUAGUAAGCCUCCCACCGCGACCGAAACGACUCGUCCUCGAUUAUCCCUUGCUUCAGCGAUGUCCAAAGCUGGCGCGAUUCGAGGAGGAAACAUCCAAAUCGCAGGCAUAGAGAAAGCUUCCGACACUCGAAGGAAAUCACUGUCGACUUUGAAUGUUGGCGGACCACAGCAGGCACAGUUGAAGAAAGAAGAAGACGCGGUUGAGAUGAAGGAUAAUGCCGUUGUUUCCAAUCAGGAAGAGCGAGAGUCUUCUAAUUCGAUGACCAAAUUUUUAGAACAAGGACCAGUUAUAGCUCCGCCGAUCACGACCACGUCUGCCCCAGAAGGUAAGAAAAGCGUCGACAAAAAAGCGGGCGAGGAUCCCGAUGCUGGCGACGAAACGGAGGCUGAAACGGAAGAGAGCGACACCGAAGCUGAUGACGCGACGUUGCUUGGUGAAGACUGGGAGAUCUUCUGGAUGGGUGAUCGACCUUUCUACCACCAUCGUGGCAUGCGGGUCACGCAGUGGGAAAAACCGACCUUGAAACAACUAAAAAGCGGUGUGAAGAAGAAGCAGGAGCCUUUACCUGUGAUGAAGUACCGGGAGAAGAUCACAAGCCACGUGAGAGAAAACCGUGUCACGAUUAUUUGCGGUGAGACCGGUUGUGGUAAGACGACGCAAGUUCCUCAAUUCUUAAUGGACGAUCCGAAGAUCGUUCCCAAAGGGAAAUACGUCAUUGUCACACAGCCUCGAAAGAUUGCCGCGAUUACGAAUUCCGAGAGAAUCGCGACAGAACGGGGCCACAGUGUCGUUGGAGGCGAAGUCGGAUACCAGAUCCGGUACCACAACAAGACGGAUGACAUCACGACGAGACUGGUGUUUUGUACCACUGCAGUGGUUCUGAGACGGCUCUUCGAGGAUCCAGCGUUGAGACGAUGCGCAGUCCUGAUCAUCGACGAAGUGCACGAACGAGACAUCCACUCUGAGUUUUUACUCACCACGAUCAAAGACAAACUUCUAGCUAAUAACAUGGACAUCAAGCUGGUCUUGAUGACAGCCACCUUCGCAGGAAGCACAUUCGUGCCGUUUUUCAAGCCACUGCGAGUUCAACACGGCGAUCGAGACCCGGAGUCCGUAUUGAUGUUUGAAGGACGAUGCUUUCCCAUUAAGGAGUAUUUUUUGGAAGACGCCUUGGAAUGGACCGAUUGUCAGCUCGCAAACCCGGAAAAAUUAGGAGCCGUCACGACAUUUCAGUUGCAGGAAAUUGACGAAAAACUCUAUGCAGCAGAUGAUACGAAGUACUGCAACUUUUUAGACUUGUUGUUUUUUCUUUGCUCGCUCGGAAAGGAAAAAAACUACACCCUAAUCAAUAAUAUCCGUACUUCCCGAUUACCUAACUCUAAGUAAUCUCACCCUAGAACAGCACACACCAUCUAAGUACUGUCAACAACUGAAUUCACACCUAGGACCUACUCCGAGCAAACCUUACGGUCUCUGGUGAUCGAUGAUGCGAAGUGGGUCAGCUUCGAGAAGAGGCGACUUAUCGUUGAUAUGGUCCGAAAAAUUGACUCUGACGCCAGACAGAUGAUCAAAGGCGAGAACGGUCGUGGAUCAGUGCUCAUUUUCUUACCUGGUUGGCGCGACAUUACCGAUCUCGGAGAGGACCUGUUUAAAAGCGAGACGAAAGAUGAUGUACUUCGAUUUUUUAAGAAUUAGCUCUGAGUUGUAAUAUAGAACGCAAACAGGUGACCAAUUUUGGAAUGUAGUUUUCAGGACCAGCACCAGUUGUACUGGAUAUCAGUAUCGACUUUGUUUCAAUUUCAUAUCAAUUCUGACCUUCUCUCUUAUUUAAAGGAUGAUCCUUUAAAUAAUUUUCAAUCUCUAUGUCUUCUAAGUCUAUCCCCAUUUUUUACCCCAAUCUCAAACAACAGCGUGGCACAGUGAUCGAAGCACAGAGGAAGUAUCAUAUUUUACCGUUGCACAGUCAGCUGAUUCCAGAGGAGCAAGUACGCGUUUUCGAUCCAGCACCUCCAGGACGUAGAAAGAUCAUCCUCUCAACCAACAUCGCAGAAACCAGUGUCACAAUCAGCGACAUCGUCUAUGUGAUGAAUACCGGUAUUUUUUCCGUUUUCUCAAUGUCUAUGUGACGUUGAAUAUGGGUAGUGCUUGUUCGCAUUUUUUGUUUUCUUACCAGUUGUGGCUAUUUCACUUCUUUUUAUGUGAAGAUUCCGAGACUAUUUCUGUCGUGGUGUCAUACCAUGGAGAGCGUUCUUAUGUCUACGUGUGCUAGGACUGGUCAACCUUUUAAUGACAACAUUGGGUUGUCGCGGCAGGAGGUUAGGCCUUCCUUCUCUUGAUAUCCAUUUCCAUCUCUCAUCUGCAUCAUAGGUAUUGCGAAGGAGAUGGUGUAUGACAGCCAGCGCAAUACCGGAGUUCUCGAGGGCCAGCUGAUUUCGCGAGCGAACAAUACCCAGCGCAAGGGCCGCGCUGGCCGAUGCCAGGAAGGAAUAUGCAUUCACCUAUUCCCGCAAUACAUGUUGCAUACGAUGAAGGACUACCAAUUCCCGGAAAUCCUGUCAAAUUCUCUGGAAGAGCACAUUUUGCAAGAGAUGUGCCUUAAGUUGGGAGAUCCAGUGGAGUUUUUCAAGAGGACGGUGUCCGUCCCGCCAGAAGAUCGCGUGCAGAGCGGCAUCGAGAUUCUCGAAAAUUUGGGAGCUAUUGAGCUGAACGAGUUCAACAAAUACCAGCUCACUGACUUGGGUACUUACUAAGCUUAGCGCGUGUUUUCACAUCCACUAGCGCAAGUCGUACCGUGCAGUGGGGUCUUUUUGGUUUUAGUGGCGAGACGCGCUGGUGGUUUUUUAGCACCAGCGCCGCGCGGUGUCGGCCCUCCGCUUGCUGAGGCUUCUCUGGGUUUCUGCCUCUCGUCCCCGUGUUCGUGGGCUAGCUUGGAGGGGAGGCCCGCUUGCCACCUGUGCACCGCUUGAACGUCGGCGCGCGCACUUCGCGCGGCGUCUCAAACCUUGGCGCAACAGGCACCCCCCCAGGGAAGUCAUAGCCCUGGCCGCCGCUGCAGGUGCCGGCGGCAAUAAUUGCGGGGAGGACUUCCCCGGAGACGCGCGGCCAGGAUUGGGCAGAAGGCAGGGGGGCUUGUAGUGCUAUCGGCCGGGCGCCCUGCCUCGCUGACAAAAAGGAAGGCUCGGCUCUUUCGCACAUGAAAGAGCUAGAGAAACCACGCGCAAAACCACUGCAGGGCGGGCAUGCGCGUGGCGGGGUGGCUGCGUACCCGGCGCAAAUCAAUCACGGACGUGAAGCAGGCUCGUCGAAGGUCCGCCUCCUUUAGAGUAGAGCCUGGCGUGAGACUCGGGGAGAAGGGCGCCCCUAACCGGUUCACCCACCUAGGAGGGGGCAAACCGCUGCGGCGCGUCCUCUAGCACUUUUGCCUACCCCGCCUCCGCGCUGAACCUUCGGCGACCCCGAAAACAAGGGCCGUUGUUCGUUGAGGAUUGAAAGCAGCGCAGAGAGGUCUCCAACCAAGAGCGGGACGCACCCCCAAAGAGCCGGCUGGACUGACCUGAACCAACACGGAAGGACGACCGAGGAAAAAGCCCCCGCGUUUGUUUCUUUUUACUUCAUCGCACCGAAGCGCCUUGGGCCUCCUGGUAUGGUCGUUUUCGGGUCUCCUCUCUGUCUUCUUUUUUGGAGCCAGCUCACCUAGGUGCGCUGGGUGAUGCUUUUGAAUUUCAGGGAAGUUAUCGACGCCCGCGAGAAAGACGGAUGGCAGCGGAGUGUGGUACCUGGGCGGUUUUAUAGCAUUGGGCGCAAGUCCAAAACGGUAGGCGCGCUCGUCCUCCUACUUGUCGUAGUUCUACCGCUCUUGUGCACGGGUGGUCUGAUGCAGCUGAUACUUCCAUAACAUUGCGGCGGGGUGAAGCUCUAGCUUUUCUAUGGGGACUAGCGCUACCGUGCAGGCACUUUCAUAUGCUUCCCAAAUCAUUUUCUCAGGUCAAUGGCUCGGCAACGUCCCGCAGCACCCUUGCGCAACUCUGGCCAUGUCGUACUCUGCAGUUUUUGGUGUCCUAAUGCCUGUGCUCGCAGCCUUGAGUUUCAUGGGCCAAAAGUCUCCUUUCGACAUCAAAAAAGAAACAAAGGGCACACUAGAAGGUGGCCGUGGUGUCCUAGGCGACCGCUACAACUCAGAUCAUGCAGCACUCGUCAAUGCUUUUUUAGGCUACAAGCACGCUAGUUAUUUGACGGAAGAACAGAAACUCUGCGAUAGGGAUAGAGCAGACGCAGGAAAGCGCGCAGCUAUGUACUUCGAAAAACACGGAUUGGUCAAGGAACUAGUGAGCGGGGCAGACCAAAAUGUAAAGUUAUGGAAAGGUUGAAAUUGACGAUGCAUUUACAUGAGUCAGUCGCUAUCUUAGCUCUUGCUCCGGCUACGAAAUACCCUGCUACGAAAUACAAUAAUUUCCCGUUUUUCAAAGAAAAAAUCAAACCUGAUACGAGCACCUAGUACCCUCAUCGUCUUUUAGAAUCAGAGCAAGAACUACAUCAAUUCAGCACGUCAGAGUAGACACGCAUCCAAUGUGCAUGAGACUCUCUGCUGCAACUUCUAAUCCAAGCCUAUCUCAACUUAAUGGUGAAAGAUCGCGGAUACAACGCUGAGGACUGCGCUUACCGUCUGAUUUCGCCUUUCUGGACUGUGCAGAAAGCGCUAUCGGAGGACAGGUUCCUACUUUUCAAGCUUUCUCUGGCACUGGGCUACUGUCCAAGGUUUGCGAUGCUUCGAGGCAGUUCGUUCGUCAAUGAUCAGAUGCAGGAGUUGAAGAUGAGCAAUCAAAGCGUCAACAGCAAAAUGUCGUGGAGGAUACAGAGGGAAGAAGGCAAACUCUUAGCAGCCGAACAGGAAAACCCUGAGAUCACAAAAGCGUAUCUGAGCAACGCGGAGAACAAUAGCGACCCGCUCUUGCUCAACAUGAACUUCGCUGGAGAAGGGAUCACUUAUAAGAGACAGUACUACUAACUGUUUUCUUUCGUAGUUCUUUUGAUCAAUUUGCUGUUGCUUCACCUUGUUCACAACGCGCGCUUAUAUAUGAAAAUAUAGUUUGCACCUCCGGCAAGGACAAGUGGUUCAAAAUUUUGUACAUUUAAGGUUAAGUCUUACCCAGGCUUCACGCCAUUUGCCAUAUAGUGACGAACAUCAUGAGUACCACAUUGAUCAACUCAAAAUAAUCGCCAAUCCAAAACCCCAUACAGGAGUUCUUCCCCCUACUUCGCUCUCUACACGGAAGAACUGAUCUCGUUCGCCCAGAACCGACCCCUCCAAAUGGGUGAAACCAGUAUUGUGAAUGUUAACACGGUUCUCUUGGCUUCUCGAAACUUUGAAUACGAGGGCAACCAAGUCCAAUUCGAUGGAUGGACGGGGUUUGUGCAGGACACUGAGGCGUUGGAGGAGAUCAAGGAGUUGCGAAAAGCAAUACGCCUAGCAAUGCAGAAAGUUAUGGCAAAAGAUUUUCACUUGGUUCGUUUUUUCUUAUAAUCGUGUAACGAUCUUCACUUGAAGAUCAUAGAAACUGUGCUAACUAUAGAAACUCCUUCUUCUUCUAAUAUCCCCAUCUACAACGGUUGCAUGUUCUCCGUUGCCGGCCAUGCUACCAUUUUGCCAGUUCUAGAGUUUCUCAAAAGGGAUUUGCGCGUGGAGGAUAUCAAGGGUGUCCGAUCUCCUAGAGCCUCCCAAAAAGACCUUGACUCCGUGAUGCUGCGCGACCUGCCGCUUGACGUCACACAGUUUCAAAUCCGAGAUUUGUUUGACGCGGAAGAAGAGGUGGGAGAUGACGACGGAGAAGGCGAUGCUGGAGAUGGUAAAGGCAAUGAUGCAGAAGGAGAAAGUGGCGAGCAAGAAAAGAGACGAGACAAGAAAAUGAAGAAGCUUUUCAAAGUAGAGUCUCUGAACAUUCCUAUGAACCCGAAGACUGGUGUAGGACGUGGCUUUGCCUUCGUACAGUUCGACAGUCGCGAGACAGCGAAAAAAGUUGUGGGGAGAAGAGACUGGCGACUUCGCGGGAACCGGGUGAAUGUGAAAAUGGUAGUUGAAGUGGACCCAGUGAGAGAUGUCAUACCACAAUUAGUGAACAAUCCAACUUCUACGACCUCUUCGACUAACACUAACCAAAACCAUUACAGUAGUAGUUUUAACAAUAAUUACUAGAUGCUGGAGGUGACGACAUCGAUCCCCUGGCUGAAUCAUCCUCCUGCUGCGGCUAACUAGCUUUGCCCAAUGUUGCUAAUUGAGAGUAUAUUAGUGCGUGGUCGACUACAUCUGUGAUUAUCUUAAUCCGCACUGCGCUGUAAAUUCCUUACCAUGAGUUUACCUCUGUGUAAGUUUUGCUUCAAAAUGGCCAGUAAGGGUCGAACCUGAAGCACAUGACCAUGACCAUCGAUUAUGGCCGCAUGUCCCAAUUGUUUUGAGUGUUACCUACAUCUAGCGAACUACUAUGACGUUUCGAUGAGGAAGGUCGAUCAAGACUAUUAAAACACACUACUGAUUUUGAAGGCUCGAUCCCCAACUACCCGACACCUCCCGAGGUGUACUCACAUAACGACAAGAUGUUGUAAAUGGACUGUAUCAUUUCAUGAAGGGAAGAUUCCCACAAACAAAAAGAAGGACGAUAUAU
Molecule: messenger RNA, 6737 nt
Organism: Amoebophrya sp. A25
Lineage: Eukaryota; Dinophyceae; Syndiniales; Amoebophryaceae
Source: the annotation of a GenBank genome assembly